AUUAGCUGGAUCAAUUAGUUAUGAUGAUAUGAAUAGAUAGCGUAAUUUUAUAGAUCCACGGUUUUUGGCACAACUGGAACAUAACAUACAGAAUAUCUUUUUGCACUGGGUGCCUUUUAACACCUGUUACAGGAUAAUAUACAGACACCAAAACGGUUAUCAUAGAGAGCGACAUGACGCCUGUCUGACAAACGAGGACAGACCAGAGCAAUCGUCUGCGAGGUUUUGGCCUCCCUGCGAUGAUUGAUCGAUGAGCAGAAGACAAUUAUCUAAUUUCUAAUGACAGGACGUAAUCGUUUCUACUUUUACACGCCGGAGCUCAAUGUUUAGAAAGCAGGAAUAAUCUGUAAUCAUAAGCGAGCUAGUGACGUUGGAGUUAGCUAUUAAUAAUCUGAAGAAAAACGAAACUACAGCUGUCCUCGCUUUUAACGUGAAUAUAUGUCGAUUAAUAUAUGUUGCUAAUAACUUGGAUACAAAAUAUAUGGCAAAUAAUUUACACAUUUAAAAAAAAAGAAAUCAGCUCUUCAAAAAAUGGUUGUCAGAACUGUUCGGAACCAAACGCACGGGAGUUUUCCUUUUUUAUUGGAUUGAUUGCUGGACGGUCUCAUCUGAAAGGCGGCGGAAAUAAUCAUUUUGUGAUGGAUAUCAACGGGCCUACCGCUAAUUGAAGCUGUGAAACUUGCGUGAUAUCUGAUAUUCAAUUUAUAUGGAAUAAAUUGCAAUUGAAUAUAAAUCUGCAAUGAAAGGGGAUGUAUGAUUAAUGUCUUGGCGCUAUAGCGGUGAUCCUAGCUCUGUUCUCUUGCGACUUAACCGCAAGCUUCUGUUUAAAGUGCUGCCAUAUAUGGAAUGAAGCAGACUACAUUGAACGUUUUAAAAACAUCGGACAAUUCGGUAUAAGAGUAAGGGGAUUUGACUUGGAUGUAAUUAUCUGGUUCUGACUAUAGUGUGAUAGUUUAUAUAUCUGCGAGGAUAUAUUCGAAAUUGUAGGAGUUAUGGGUAUAAUACCAACAACAUUGUGAACGAAUGGAGCAUCAGGGGUGAAAUGAAUUUCGAAUUAUUAUGUCGGAAAUAUCAAUGCGAAACAUGUAUUGAGAAAACAAAUUGGAAAUUUCUGUGCACAGCUGUCGAAAUAAUGUAGGUGAAACUUACCUGACUUGAAAUGUAGCAAAUGAACUCUCAGAAUGAGAAAAAUAAUCACGUAACAAUCUUCUGUUAAGCAAUAACUCUCAGUAAAUACAAAGUCGUCCUACCUUGAAAUGAUUAAACACAUGGGGUGAAGAAUUAAUAUUAUACUUGUUUGAGUCGAGUGCGUUGAAACUGAUAUUAGGAUGAUUUACAAAUAUAGUUCACCUCGUCGUUGAAAGACAUAUUUUGUUGAAAAUGGAGUACCUUGGGAUUUCUACCGAUAAGAAUGUGACAAUGAAUGAUGAAACUAUAGACGGUGUUUUAACAUUUUUAAAUAAUUCAGAAGCGAAGAAUCUUUUGCCGGUGAUGAUCACAUUGGUCGUGCUGAUGUUCGUUGGAAUCGUAGGUAACAGCCUCGUAGUUCAAGUCUACUGGUGUCGAAUGCGACGUUCCGCUAAACGGACGUUCAUCUUGACGUUAGCGCUCCUGGACCUCAGUGUGUGUACCAUCGUGAUACCGUUCGAAUUGUACGAUUUAAGAAACCAGGUUCUCUUUGACCACGAAGAAAUAUGUAAGGCUAUGAGAUUACUUGAAUAUGUGACAGUUUUAUCUGGAGGUUUUGUGUUGGUUUCAAUUUCGUUUGAAAGGUACUACUUUUUGUGUAGAGCUUUUCAAGAGUUUUCCCCACGGAAGGCAAAAAUAGUAUGCUUUACAUGUGUUACUGUAGCGCUUUUAAUGUCUAUACCAUCUGCAUAUUUCGCUGGCUUCAAAACAAGACAUUUGGAAUAUGGUGACAGGAAUAUAACUGGCCGAGAAUGCUCAAUGAACGCAGAAAAACACAAAGGAGACUCAUUCAAAAGUAUUUAUUAUUAUGUUCUAUCUGCAAUAUUUUUCGGUUGUUUCGUAGUAUUUAUUAUUCUGUACUCUAUGAUCGGGCGACUUUUGUGGAAAUACCAACAUGGAAAAAUGCUUCCUUCAACGGGAUGUUUUUCAAAAUCGAGCACCACGACGUCAAAUGGAAACGUGAAAAAAGUGUCUCUCGACCAUUCUUCCGGUCAAAGCCACGCUUCCUCUACCUCAAAAAAGGAUGGUCAAAUGACCCUGCAUGGACGACGGAGUAUCCGGUCUGCGGGAACAAUCAUCGUGUUUUUCUCCGUAACUGUUGUGUUUGUAAUCAGCUUUUUGCCUCAUCUAGUUAUUCGGAUCAUUAUGCUUGUUAAUAAGGUCGAAGAAGGACUCAGCAGAGAAACCUUUGAUCUGAUUUACAAUUUUACAGUGAGGUCGUACCUGUUGAGUAAUGUUGCCAAUCCGUUCAUAUAUAGUAUUCUAAACCAGUCGUUUAGAAAACAACUGAAGCGAACAUUUAUAUGUUUUAAAUGUGCGCGUUCGGAAAACACUUCAAAUCUUUUAACACUCCAUGGAUGAUAAAAGACGGUUCGUUUAAUUAUACCUGUGUGAUACUUUCAGAUAUACUGUACAUAUAAAUUGCUUUAAAAAUAAACGUCCUGCGGUACAAAGUGUCAUUUCAUUCCAGAUGGACGUAUUAGAAUUGAAUGCCUUUGAGUAAAAAGGAGGUGAAAAUAUAAUGCUGCUAUCAAACAACAAUAAUAAAUACAAUUUCAUAUUUAGACAGAACGGAAUUUUGCCUUCACCAGUAAAAACAACAACAACAAAACAAUAACAAACCUUUUAUGUAAUUUUACUUCAACUACUACAACUACUACUAUACCACCACAACUACCACUACCACCACAACUACCACUACCACCACAACCACCACAACAACCACUAUACCACCACAACUACCACCACAACCACCACAACUACCACUACCACCACAACUACCACUACCACCACAACCACCACAACAACCACUAUACCACCACAACUACCACUAUACCACCACAACUACCACUAUACUACCACAACUACCACUACCACCACAACCACCACAACAACCACUAUACCACCACAACUACCACUACCACCACAACCACCACAACUACCACUACCACCACAACUAUCACUACCACCACAACUACCACUACCACCAACAACACCACUGAAGUUUUGUUUUGAAGAGCACAUUAUCUCGAAAACGGUUCUGUCGCCGAGGCAAAUGUUUUAGAAAGAGCGGUGUUUAUCACUGAACCUCAUUACGUGACUAUUAUAAGUAAAUCAAUGACCAUGAUAAUUGAUUUUGAAGCAAGACUUAUUGGUUUGCUAUUUGUAGAACACUUCAAUUAACAGGCUUAUGUGGGACAUUAAGUCAAAAAGAAGCCUCAUGGAAAACACUACAAUUGCUCAAAAUUCAUGCUUUAGAGUCUAGUUUGUCCCAUUCUUAGACUAAGUGUUAAAUAAGUACAUAAAACUGAACUUAAACUUAAGUAGUAAUUGUCUCACUCGUCCUUAAAUAAAUAUUCUUAGAAGACAGAUUAUUCGAUAGUUUUCGAAAACACUUAAUUAAAAACGUUUAAUGUGUAGUUACCCACUCGAAUUUAUGAAAAGACAUUUUCAGGGAAAUCAGUUAAGAUCGUGCUCCAUUUAAUUAGUGACUUCGUUGGGUUAACACAUUUUCAAUAUGUUGCC
This is a messenger RNA of Mya arenaria, 3714 nucleotides long. Its product is annotated as neuropeptide receptor npr-1-like. The record is from RefSeq and is a predicted model, not a curated record. Bases 1381 to 2550 code for a protein of 389 amino acids. Gene Ontology annotation, cellular component: membrane. Lineage: Eukaryota; Metazoa; Mollusca; Bivalvia; Myida; Myidae. Gene Ontology annotation, biological process: neuropeptide signaling pathway. Gene Ontology annotation, molecular function: neuropeptide receptor activity. The transcript is spliced from 2 exons.